UGUCUGGUGGUCCCAGGGUCAGCCGUCCUGGAGAGCUGCGGCAGGAGUACGAGGAUGAGGUGACUAAGCUGAUGGAGGAGCGACGGGCGCAGGACGAAGAGGAGAAGCGAGCCAGUGAGGAGCUGAUCCAGAAGCUGCUGAUGGAGGAAGAGGAGCUGCUACAGGAGGAGAGGAGGAGUAAGGARGAGGACGAGCAGCUGGCCCGACAGCUCAGCAACCAGCUGAACUCGCAGGAAGUCCUUCAUGUCUCCAUCGUCACUCCGGCCAAGAAGACAGGGGUGGUGGUGGGAAACAUGGACAGYUUUCUGUGUCCUCGAGCUCCUCAGCCCAUCUGCACCUCCAGCUUCGUCUUCAACAAGGAGAACAUCCUCUUCCUGGAGGCGGAGCUUCAAGUGGACAGGCCUCGCCCACAGACGGACAAGGAUCAGCUGAUCAGAUCUUCAUCAGCGAAGAGGAAGAGCUCUGAGCUGGACACAGCCGAGGAACAAGAGUCCACCACCAAACGGACCUUGAUGUUCCCUUCCUCCUCUCCUCUGGAGGCGGGGCUUGGGACUGAAUGGGAGGCGGAGCUACAGGUGAGGCAGCGGCAGGAGGAGGAGGACCGCCAACUGGCUCUGCUCCUGCAGAAGCAGCUGGAUCAGGAGGAGAGACAGAGAGCCACCGACAGGAGGAAAGACUCCUCCAACGCCUACCUGCUGCGCCACCACAAAGGAGGGAAGGAGGGGGCGGGGCUUUCUAACACACCUGGAAGAGGUUCCAGCAAAUCUGCCAGAACUACCACUAGCUGCUCCUCCUCCUCCUCCUCCGCGACCAGGAGGAGCAUUAGACAYACGACUCUGACUGAGAUCUUUUCUCCUCCUCGCUCCUCUUCAUCCUCCUCCUCCUCAUCUUCCGCUCAAACAAACAGUAAAGAAUAAAAACAAUUUUCAGAGAGAUGUUUUAUUUUGAAAGGGUUGCAUUUCCACCUGUUCAGGUUGUUUUCAUCGUUUAAUGUUCGGUUUCUGUUCAUCAGUUCUGCCAUGUUUAGUUUGUUCUCAUGAGGGCGGGGCUUAAACCAAAGAGUCACAUGAUUCCUGUUUCCACUGUGACACAUGAACACACAACAUAGGUCACAUGACAGGAAGUGCCCUGUGACGGAACGGUCUCUGUCAGAACCUUUAUUAUCAUUAAAAUUAAAGUAUUGAUCAGAA
This is a messenger RNA of Austrofundulus limnaeus, 1190 nucleotides long. RefSeq names its product E3 ubiquitin-protein ligase RNF168. The record is from RefSeq and is a predicted model, not a curated record. Gene Ontology annotation, molecular function: metal ion binding; nucleosome binding; ubiquitin-protein transferase activity. Gene Ontology annotation, cellular component: nucleus; site of double-strand break. Gene Ontology annotation, biological process: double-strand break repair. Lineage: Eukaryota; Metazoa; Chordata; Actinopteri; Cyprinodontiformes; Rivulidae.